Solanum dulcamara is the source of this 1753-nucleotide messenger RNA. RefSeq names its product cytochrome b561 and DOMON domain-containing protein At5g47530-like. Bases 334 to 1545 code for a protein of 403 amino acids. The record is from RefSeq and is a predicted model, not a curated record. The transcript is spliced from 3 exons. NCBI's taxonomy places the organism in Eukaryota, Viridiplantae, Streptophyta, Magnoliopsida, Solanales, Solanaceae.
AAGUAGAAGUAUUUCAAAGACCUUCCUGGCUGCUUCCAUUUGAGACUUUCUUCAUUUCCUUCCAUUUAGACUUUUGAGUUCAAACUAAUUAAAUGUGUCAAAAUCCCCCAAACUCCCCUCCACCUAUAAAGUUCUAAUCAAAUUCCCCAUUAUCUUGAUCAACCACUUCAAUUUCUUGAUUCAAUUAUCUACAACCCCAAAAACAAAACUCCCUAAAAAGCCAAUUCUUGAACCAUUUGGAACAUACCCAAAUCCUUCAAAUCUUGGUUUUUGUAGAAUCAAGAAAAGGGGGAAUAAAAACCCAAUCUUGAAGUUUGUUUUUUUCACCAAAAAAUGGAUAAUAAGCUGUUAACAAGUAAUUUGGUGUUGUUUUUAUCAAUCUUGUUAACUCUAUUUACUUCUUCUUAUGGUCAAAAUUGUUCAACUCAUCAAUUUAGAAGCAACAAUGUUUUUACAACUUGCAAUCCUUUACCUGUUCUAAACUCUUUUCUUCACUGGACCUACCACCCUACUAACCACACAGUAGAUCUUGCUUACAGACAUGGUGGUGUCACAGAGUCUGCUUGGGUAGCUUGGGCUUUGAAUCUUGAUAGUUCAAGAAUGGUAGGAUCUCAAUGUUUAAUUGCUUUAAGAAAUUCUAGUGGACAAAUUCAUGCCUACACUUCACCUAUUACUAGCUACGGAACUCAGUUAACAGAGGGUCCUUUGAGCUUUCAAGUGCCAAGAAUUUCAGCAGAGUUUGUAGACAGUGAGAUGAUCAUUUUCGCCACUUUGGAACUUCCUAGUGGUAGGACUAGUUUUAAUCAGGUAUGGCAAAAUGGUCAAGUAUCUGGACAAGCUUUACAAGCACAUCAAAUGAGUGGUGAAAACACUAGGAGUAUGGGGACUGUGGAUUUUGCCAACGGACAAACCUCAGGGGGGACUGGUGGAGGUAUAUCAGCCAGUACUAGACAACGUCGAAGAAACGUUCAUGGAGUGUUAAAUGCAGUUAGUUGGGGUGUUUUGAUGCCAAUGGGUGCUAUAUUUGCAAGGUACUUGAAAGUGUUCAAGUCAGCUAAUCCAGCUUGGUUUUAUCUACAUGCUGCUUGCCAAACUGCUGCUUAUGCUGUUGGUGUUGCUGGAUGGGGCACUGGUCUCAAACUUGGCAGUGAUUCUGUUGGAAUUAAAUUCAACACUCACAGAAAUAUUGGCAUCACUCUGUUCUGUCUUGGAACCCUUCAGGUUUUUGCCUUGCUAUUGAGGCCAAAGCCAGACCACAAGUACAGACUCUACUGGAGCAUCUACCACCAUGUUACUGGAUACACUGUCAUCAUUCUUAGCAUCAUCAAUGUGUUUGAGGGAUUUGAUGCCUUAAAUGGACAGAAGAAUUGGAAAAAGGCUUACAUUGGUGUGAUCAUAUUCUUGGGAGCCAUUGCAGUUUUGUUGGAGGCCAUUACUUGGUUCAUUGUCAUUAAAAGGAAAAAAACAACAUCUGUUUCUGACAAGUAUCCUCAUGGGAAUGGGGCUAAUGGAUAUGCCAGCAGGUCGCACGACCAAACCGCGUAAAUAAAUAUGUGUUCUCUCUAAUAAAUCAUACUAUAUUAUUUUUGAAUUCGUUAUAGAUAUGAGGCUUGUUAUGUAUGUUUUUAGUUGAGAUGUUAUUAAUUUAUGAUGUUUAGCAUCAGAUUUUUGGUUGCUAGAUUUAAAUUCUCUUAUAGAUGGAUAUGGCUGUAAUUUGUUCUUUGUGUAAUAUAUACAUGUUGUGUACCGCCUA